UCAAACUUCAGUUUAUUGUAAUCUGGUUGUGUUUGAGGUUACAGGAAAGUAAAAGUGGAAAGUUCUGAAUGGAAACGUGUUGUUUCACUUACAGGAGCCACUCUGCAGAGCUGACUUCAGGAAACCAGCCUACGUUGUUUUUCUUUUUGAUCCUCAACGUCUCUGUCAGCAUGAACGUUACAGAUAACGUGACAAACUGCACCGACCCUGCAGCCGAGUUCCAGUACCAACUGUUCCCGGCCGUCUACAUCCUGGCUUUGGUAGUAGGGUUACCAGGAAACCUUGUGGCGCUGUUUGUUUUCACUGUCAGGAUCACGCCCCGCACUGCCUUCAGCGUCUACAUCAGAAACCUGGCUCUGGCAGACAUCGUCAUCCUCCUCACGCUGCCCUUUAGGAUCCACUACCACCUCCACGGGAACAAAUGGGUGUUCGGAGAGUCUGCUUGUCUGAUCACAGGGACUCUGUACUUCGCCAACAUCUACUUGAGCAUCUGCUUCAUGACCUGCAUCUGUGUGGACCGCUACAUGGGCGUCGUGCACCCCCACACUUACCUGAAGAUGCGAAGCUCCCGCUGCUCUCUGAUUGUGAGUGGGUUGCUCUGGUGCGUUUGCGGAGUGGCCAUCCUGGUUUUUAUCCUUAUGGGCCCACUGGAAACUGGAGGUGACUCUUCGGGCCCCAACUGCUUUGAAAACUUUGCCAGGAGAGAGUGGGACGAGCGUCUGAGGCCGUACAGCAUCGUGAACCUAGUGGUCUUCUCCCUGCUGCCCUCUGUGGUCAUCCUGGUGUGCUACCCGCUGGCAGCCAGGCGCAUCUCCAUGAUCGAGACUAAAUCCGCCCAAAAAGCUGUGCGAGUCAUUUACACCAUCCUGGCCAUCACAGUGCUCUGCUUCCUGCCCAACCACGUGGUGUACCUGCUGCACCUCCUGCAACGCAUGGAUGUCAUCCAGAGCUGCACCGCGCGGCACGCCAUCUACAUCGCCCGCCGGAUCACCAUGGCGCUCGUCAUCCUAAACACAUGUUUUGACCCAGUGCUGUACUACAUGACCACCAGCCACUUCAGGUGGGAGCGCUUGAAGAGGACCUGGCUGUGGGGGAUCGUCAGCAGGAGCCGGGGGGUUUAUGUCAUUGCUGUGAACCCAGAGAGAGAGCAGCACAAAUUAACUGUAAACACACCUCUGUAAACAACUCACAACUGUAAACACACCUCUGUAAACAACCCACAGCUGUAAACACACCUCUGUAAACAACUCACAGCUGUAAACACACCUCUGUAAACAACCCACAGCUGUAAACACACCUCUGUAAACAACCCACAGCUGUAAACACACCUCUUUAAACUCACAGCUGUAAACACACCUCUGUAAACAACUCAUAACUGUAAACACACCUCUGUAAACAACUCAUAACUGUAAACACACAUCUCUAAACAACACAGAACUGUAAACAAAUCUUUGUAAACAACUCACAGCUGUAAACACCCCUCUGUAAACACGACUCUGUAAACAUGUUUGUUUUCUUUGUAAAAAUGUUUAUUAAUGGAGGCUUUUUGUAAAUAAAAAUAAAAGUCAGAAUUAGGAUCCUAUGUUCAUAAACGAGUCUCUGAGAGUUUUAAUCAGAAGGAUUUUACCAUCAAGACAGGAACUUGUGUGCUUUUGAGGAGAACAAGAUGCUUGCCACUAAGAAACUGUUUAUGU
Molecule: messenger RNA, 1694 nt
Organism: Austrofundulus limnaeus
Lineage: Eukaryota; Metazoa; Chordata; Actinopteri; Cyprinodontiformes; Rivulidae
Product: lysophosphatidic acid receptor 6
Exons: 1
Coding region: 69-1181 (370 amino acids)
Biological process (GO): G protein-coupled receptor signaling pathway
Cellular component (GO): membrane
Molecular function (GO): G protein-coupled receptor activity; oxysterol binding
Source: RefSeq, a predicted model, not a curated record